AAAACUCCCAGAUACAACAAAAAUUCCGAAAAAGGAAACAACAAAAAUAAUUACGGAAACCGCCUACGAACCCUAGAAGCCCAGAUACAACAACUCCAAUUUCUGCUCUUUAUUAAUCUUCGAAUUCGAUCGAUUCGGUACCAGUUCAAGACGAGGUUAGGGUUUCCAGAGAUGGUGGCGGGAGCGGAGGUGGUUCAUCAGAGCAUCUCGGUGCUCGAUGUGAAGUGUCGAUGCGUUGUGAGAGGGAUCGAGGAGGUCGUCGACGUCACGGCGGCGGCGGAUUCGCCGCCUCCGUCGCGGGAGAUCAUCGGUGCUGCAUCCGAGCUGGUUCUGAGAGCCUCAGAUGCAGCGGCAGAUGUUUUGUUGGAGCCUAUCGAGUUUAUACCUAGCAUCCGGUCUGGUAGUUUCUCUGACAUUGGUCCUCGGAGAUACAUGGAAGAUGAACACAUUUGCAUUGAUGAUCUCUCUGCUCAUCUUGGCUCUCCCUUCACAUGCCCAACACCCAGUGCCUUCUAUGGGGUUUUUGAUGGCCAUGGAGGUCCGGACGCAGCAGCUUACAUCAAGAGACAUGCCAUCAGGUUAUUCUUCGAAGAUCCUGACUUCCCGCAAGCAUCAGAAGCUGAUAAAGUCUUUGUAGAAUCAGUUGAGAGUUCCAUCCGGAGGACAUUCUUUCUCGCUGAUCAUGCUUUGGCUGAUGAUUGCACCAUUAGCACUUCAUCUGGGACCACGGCACUCACAGCAUUGGUUUUUGGAAGGCUUCUAUUAGUAGCAAAUGCUGGAGAUUGUCGAGCAGUUCUAUGUCGAAAAGGCACAGCAAUCGAGAUGUCACAAGACCACAGGCCAAUCUACACCCCAGAGCGUGAGCGUGUCGAAUCCUCUGGUGGUUAUAUUGAUGAUGGCUAUCUCAACGGAGUCCUCUCAGUAAGCCGAGCUCUAGGAGACUGGGACGUGAAACUCCCUCGAGGCUCAUCCUCUCCCUUAAUCUCCGAACCUGAGUUUAAGCAAACAUUACUAACUGACGACGACGAGUUCCUAAUCAUUGGAUGUGAUGGGAUUUGGGAUGUCAUGUCGAGCCAACAUGCAGUGAGCAUAGUUCGUAGGGGUUUAAGAAGGCAUGAUAAUCCCGAGCAAUGUGCGAGGGAGUUGGUGAUGGAGGCGUUGACGCUUAAUACUUUUGACAAUCUGACGGUGAUCGUGGUUUGCUUUUCUUCAGAGAUCGGUGAUGAGUCAUUGAGUUCUGACCGGCCCUUGGACCAUCAGCGGAAGGGCUUGCCGGGGCUGAGGUGCUGUAGUUUGUCAACAGAGGCAUUGUGUAACUUGAAGAGCUGGUUGGAUAAUGUUGAUAAUGGUGGGAACUGAGGAGUUUGAUGAUGAUGAAAAAUAAUUUCUACUUAAUAAUAUAUGUUCGAGAAACGGGGUUUGGUUAGUCCCGAUAUAUGCUUGGCUGGCGUGUUGCUGAUGGUGGGAACUGAGAAGCUUGUUGAUGAUGAUGAUGAUGAAAAGCGUUCUAUGUAAAUAAUUGAUGGUCAGAGUGAAGAGGGGGUUGGUGCGUCCGUGUCUACACUUAGCCGGGGCCGGUGUGUUACUGAUACGACCCAUUUGGAUCUUCAUUGUCUAAAUUAUUAGCAUAUUUGGAACACAGUUGGUGGCUUGGACUGUGCCACAUUAAUAACGCACCAACUAAAUGCCCGGAGGGGCAGUCGCCCGCGGGGAUUGGCUUGCACCUAUACAUUCUUGGCUGGUAUGUUGCUGACAUGACACAUUAGACCUUUACGAUCUGAAUCAUCAAGAACAAUCCAGAGCAUAGCUGGUGGCUUGGAUUACAUCACUUUAGUAAGGCACCAGCUAUUAAGUGUUUGGAGGGGUGCAGCUACCCUUAAUUACUCUUUAUGGUUGGAUGAUUCGGUGGCUGAUGGUUUGGGCAGCUGCCAGCAGUUUUGUAGGGUUCUAUAUUUGGGGGCAGUUGGGAAGUGUUUGUAUAUACAUCAGCGGUGUUGGAGAGCGGAUGUGCUGGCGUGUUAUAUUAUUAUUAUUAUUUCAGCUAUUGUUAUGAUUCAUUGUUUUGAGGUGAUCAGCAUGUAAUUCUGGAUGUAUUUGUCUCUUUUUUUUAAUUUAAAUUUAAAUAUCAGUUUCCACUUGUUUAUC
Asparagus officinalis (garden asparagus) is the source of this 2145-nucleotide messenger RNA. RefSeq names its product probable protein phosphatase 2C 2. The record is from RefSeq and is a predicted model, not a curated record. Gene Ontology annotation, biological process: protein dephosphorylation. Gene Ontology annotation, molecular function: cation binding; protein serine/threonine phosphatase activity. The transcript is spliced from 4 exons. Lineage: Eukaryota; Viridiplantae; Streptophyta; Magnoliopsida; Asparagales; Asparagaceae. Bases 172 to 1359 code for a protein of 395 amino acids.